AUGCCCCAGCGGGCUCCCCAUCGCACAUCUGACAAUGAAUAUGACUCGUUGGAUUAUGGUGAAUCGGACUCUGGGUCUGCAGCAGGAGGUCCACGGAUCUCAUUGACCAGCCGUCAGUCAUCAGUCUCCAACACGCGACAAAGGCCACAACAGCAUGGGGAUAUGGAGAUCAUUCGGCGCUUACAACUCGAAAACCAAAUGCUAAAGAACGAUAAUUGUACUUUGGGCGAGAAGAAUAAGACAUUAUCAUCCAAUCAACGUCGAUGUUCAAACACCCAUGUUCCGGAUGAGCUAAAGGCUUUUGAUGCUGAGCUUGCCACUUUUUCCCGCAAGUAUGGCAUUGUUGUGGAGAUGUUUCCACCCAUGCACCAUGUUCUCAAACUACCUGUGCCAAAUCCUCCACCCACCAUCCUAUCUGGGAGCCGCUAUGCAAGCAAGAGUGCAGAAGAACUCUGUCUCAUAACAGAACUAUACUCGCUUCUCCCAGGUCAUCUCCAUCGCUUUGUACCAACUACUCAUUUCCAGUCUUUGCUGGAACACCAUCUUCAAGGCGGUCGCUCCAGUGAGAUUGGCAAGUUGCGAGUGAUGGCAGGGCAAAUACAGAAGAUGCUUGGUCACUCUCCGUCAUCAAAGUUUCCAUCUAUCCUUUUUAUGAGACAAGAAAUGGACCCCACGAUGUCCACAGUUUUUGGUAACUGGGAACCGCUCGCAAAGGCGAUUAGAAUUGUGAUGUUCGGAAAAAAUUCACUCGACAUUAUUGGGUGGCCACGCGCCAAGUGUAACGCUCGAAAAUGGGGCACAACGUCAUGUACUCCUGGUCUUCUUGCCUGGGGUUGGGUCGCCUUGAUCUUCAUUCUGUCCACAGAUACCUCAUUCACCAAAGAUGGAGUUGGCGUGAAAUCUCAACUACCGUAUGCGGCCAUGUUCACAGCCUACAAGCAACUGUGGGUGACACUUUGGGACGAACCUCGUAUUAUCUCAAUCCGGCAAAAAAUCGAUAGCCACGUCUGGCAAUCGUCAUCGACCACCAAUGUCGCGACUUCUGAUGCUGAAGGCGAAGAUUUUACAUCUGAUUUAAUGUGCUUGGCCCUCGCCAAUGCAGGCCGCAAAGAUUCAGAUGUUCUGACUACCAAUGACGAUUUUGCACCUCCCAUAACCCACAGUUCACCAACAAUGUUUCUGGCUGGACCAGCUGUCCCUCCCACUGUACGAGCACCCCUUCCCACCGCACCAGCACCCCUUCCCACCUCACCAGUACCCCUUCCCGCUGCACCAGCACCCCUUCCUGCCGCACCAGCUGAAACCAUCAUCACCCUGGUUUCUGCUGUGACUUCUACAACACUCAGACUCCUACCUGCUGUCACGCCUGCAGUCACUGUCACCAUGGCCACCGAAUUCCCACCCAUUGUGCCUGCCGCUGUUGCCAUCCCCGCCUCUCAUCUAGGCAUCACUGCAGUUCCCAGCAUACCCAGCAACGGGGAGGCUCUGCCACAAGCCAUAGCUUCUCAAUCAUCCUCUGGUCGACGAGGCCGAGGAAAGAAGGCUGGGGUACUCACACCUAUAUCAUCAUCAGUGGAUCCAGAUGCAUUGACAGAAGGGCAGCAACAUGGCCGAUGGGCAACAAGGAGUCGCAAACAGAAGUAG
This is a messenger RNA of Suillus paluster, 1644 nucleotides long. RefSeq lists its product as uncharacterized. The record is from RefSeq and is a predicted model, not a curated record. Lineage: Eukaryota; Fungi; Basidiomycota; Agaricomycetes; Boletales; Suillaceae. The coding region runs from base 1 to 1644 and encodes 547 amino acids. The transcript has 6 exons.